This is a messenger RNA of Dicrocoelium dendriticum, 1250 nucleotides long. NCBI's taxonomy places the organism in Eukaryota, Metazoa, Platyhelminthes, Trematoda, Plagiorchiida, Dicrocoeliidae. The record is from the annotation of a GenBank genome assembly.
GUUACGUCCACCUUGACCUACGUCCGGCUGGACAAUCGACCGCCUUGUAACUUUCUGCGCCCGACGAGGUUGCCAUGAAAUAUCGGUAUGAUUAUUACGAUCCAGUUUAUGACCUAUCGUUCAACGGAGAGCGUUACGGAAGUUGGUCUGAGUGGUCCGAUUGCGACCAAACCGAAUGCAUUCAUCGUCGCCGCCGUGAAUGUACCGAUGGCUCAUGGAAGCGGGACAGUUACAACGGAUACGCUGCAUCCAACUGCAUAAGCAGAUAUUAUGAAGAGACGAAAGCAUGCGAAAACCAAACGGCAUGUGUAUGGUUCGCUAAGUUAUUGGACAACUGUGGUACCCGACAAGAAAACACUGGAAUUUCUUUCAAAAUCCUCGGUGGUGAAGCGUCUGUGCCACAUGCUUGGCCAUGGGCGGUUCGGCUGACUACAGGAACUGCCAAAGGAGAGUUAGAAACCUUGUGCGGGGGAACUCUGAUCAAUCGACAGUGGAUAGUCACCGCUGCACACUGUUUCCGCAUGGCGCCGUUUUUCCCUACCGGAAGGCUAGUUUCUCCAGAUGAGCACAUUAUUGGUGGUAUAAUCGCUCAUCUUGGUGAUCAUCGGGUUAGCGUUAAAGAGAAAACGCAGCAGGACUAUCGCAUCAAGGGGGCAUUCCUUCAUCCGAAUUAUCACUCAUUCGGCUACCUAUCUGGUCGAGAUAUUGCGUUGUUACAGUUGGAAAAACCUGUUGAACUGCAACCGGAGGUCAAUUACGUUUGUCUACCGAAGGAGAAUGUUGAAUUCAAAACUGACACUGAAUGCUACGCUGUCGGGUGGGGCGAUGUGCCGACAAGUAUGAACGGUAACAUCAGUGUGCAAAACGUUUCCUCGGGCAGCAUAUCUCAGGCACAACAUUCGAAGGAACAAAAGGUUAUUGAAAAUCUUUGGUCCACAAGCAUCAUAUCAGAGCCGGACGAAUUGCAGGAGGUCAGACUACCACUGCUGACAACAGACGAGUGUCGAAAACAUCACAAAAGACUGCGAGACGAGUUCCAAGUCUGUGCCGGUUUGAAGGGGAAGGAUACCUGCAAAGGUGACAGUGGUGGCGGCCUAUUUUGCAAACUACCGGACACCAACAAAUGGGUUCUAACUGGUGUGACGAGUUUCGGCAGCCAAGAUGAAUGUGGGCAUGGUGUCGGCAUAUACACGUCAGCCAUUGCUUAUCACGAAUGGAUUUGGAAUACAAUCGCUCAAUUAGAUGUCUAG